UGCUGUUGUAAUAAACAAGAGAAAAACAAUCAGUUUCUAACGUAGAAAAGAGCGAUGGUUAUCUGCCUGCGGCUUUGCUUAUAAGCUUGAUAUUCGCUUCUUAAGAACUAAAUCAGCUAUUUUAUGGUCCCUAUUCAAAUAACUUAGAAGAAAUAUGAGUUGCAAGAUAACAGUUGAACUAUAGGACGACCAGUUAUAGUUCUGUCAUAUCAUGACUGUUGUCAAUUUGAUGAGUAAUUAGUGCUGAUUAUCUCUUUUUACACAUAUUUUGUGUUUGCGGUUGCAUUUCGUUUUACUUAAACUGACUUUCGGUCACAGAACGCUUCGUAAAUUAAAACUAGGACCACAUAAUUUACUAACACAACAAGAAGUUAUGACCGAUUUAUUAGAACCUGUUUCUGAUCUUCAUGACGAGCAAAAGCUUCUUAAAUAUCUUCCCCACGUUUUGAAGUACCAAGACGAUACGUUUCAAGACCGGAACCUGCCAGUGCCUGAUUUACAAAAAACAUUGGACAAGUAUUUGAAAACAUUGGAGCCUAUUUUGAACCUUGCCCAGAUGAAACGAGCCAUUAAGGUUGUUUCUGAAAUGAGGCAUGACCCCGUUCUAGCAGAAUGUCAGAAACUUCUAGAGGAACGUGCCGACAGCUCUCCAAACUGGCUCGCAGAUUGGUGGCUGAAUGAGGCGUACCUUAACUGUCGAGAGUCGCUUGUAGUCAGUGUGACCUCUGCCUACCCAUUCAGUCUGCCCAGUCCCUUUCCAGAUGUGCAGAGCUGGAUUGCAUUUGCAACUCAGCUGGUUUGCGGACAACACAUGGCUAUGGAAAAAAUACAAAGCGAGGAGUUCGUAGAUUUGUUUCGGCUUAAAAAUGAAGCCAACAAUAAGAGAAGAGAUUGCGGAUCCUGCAUCCUUCAGUACUACAGAAGUUUCAGCGCGUGUAGAAUUCCGAGCGAAGGAGCCGAUGGUUUCGUAGUUUAUCCGAAUGGAGCUCCCAACGGUCCUAGACAUAUUGUAGUCAUGUGUCGAAAUAUGCUAUUCUCGGUUGACAUUCUGGAUCAAAAAAGGAGACUACUAGCCCCGGGAGAAAUUUUCGAGCGACUUUUAAAAAUCUACACGUCUUGUACUUCAAUAUGGCUGGAUGAUGAAACCGAUGUAAUUCCUGCUGGACUUUUGACCUGUCAAGAUCGAGACUCCUGGGCAGCGCAAUAUUCGAAACUAAAUGCAGAUCCACACAACCGAAUCAUUUUCCGCACAAUAGAGUCCAGCAUUUUUGUUCUAUGCCUGGACUUUGAGCCCGUUGUGAAUUGUGAAGUUCAAAAUGGUACAACUGCCUCAGUUGAUGAAAAGAGGAAACGAAUUUCGGAGUGGGGAUUGAUUUCCCUCCACGGUGGAGGAUCAAAAAAGCACUCGUGCAACAGAUGGUUUGACAAGGCCAUUCAGAUUGUGGUUGGCAUGAGUGGCUACUGGUUCGUGGUAAAGGAACACAGCAGUGUAGACGGAGUCCCCGGCAGACACUUCACCUCAAUGAUGCGGCAUUACGCGGAAACAGUUGAGUUUGAUCACACGGCGAAGCGGGAUAUUUCAAAGAGUUCCGAUUCAGUCAAACCACUGAUCUUCAACUUCGAUGCGAUUCUAGAUUUACAAACUAUAAUUGAGAACGCAGUAAAAGAAGUCGACAAGGUUGUAGCUGAUCUGGAUCUGGAGGUGUGUUUCUUUACAUCAUUUGGCAAGGAAGUGAUUAAGCGACUGAAUCUCAGUCCAGAUGCAUUCUUCCAAGUUUCGCUUCAGCUGGCCAUGUUCAGAUAUCGGCAGAAUCUGUUAGAUGUAGAAGCGAGUCAGCAGCUGUUGGUUCCCACUUACGAGAGUGGAUCAUUGAAAAGCUACAGGUGGGGUCGAACAGAAACCAUCAGAUCAGCCACCAAUGAAGCCCUACAGCUGUGCAGAGCUGCUGCAAAGACGGACAACACAGAUCCAAGUCUACAGCCCCUCCUAAAAAGUGCUAUCAGAGCCCACUCUCAGUACACGAGGGAAGUGAUGAAAAUGGAGGGAGUAGACAGACACCUGCUGGGACUGAAGCUGGCACACAGAGAAUUAGCCAGUCAGGAUCCCACUCUCAAACAACCACAGCUAUUCAAGGAACAGUUUCACGAUUACUUCUCAGAGAUAUUGCUGUCUACUAGUCAGGUUCCGUCGGACGACGACUGCUUCUUGGUGUUCGGGCCCAUUUCUCCCGACUGCACUGGCGUUUGCUACAAUAUUCAAUCAGAUUCAAUCACUUUCGCAGUGUCGUCUUUUCACACUUCAAACAUGACUGAUUCAAAAUUGUUCAUGCAACUGGUUGAAGAAAUGCUCCACUUCAACCGAAAAAUUUUGCAACAAGACGAAUGAACUGAUUUCAAGCGUCUCACAAAUAGAAUAACAAAAAUUAAAUUAAAGCAAGACUGCUCGUAUCGGGGCAAACCCAUGGAUAUUUCGACAACCCUUUAAGGUCCUGCGAUUAAUUAAUCUUUUAAAAGUUUAAAAGUUGAUCAACUUUCAGUUUUUUUUCAGUUUUUUGUUGC
Molecule: messenger RNA, 2559 nt
Organism: Symsagittifera roscoffensis
Lineage: Eukaryota; Metazoa; Xenacoelomorpha; Acoela; Convolutidae
Product: carnitine O-acetyltransferase-like
Exons: 12
Coding region: 374-2386 (670 amino acids)
Molecular function (GO): acyltransferase activity
Source: RefSeq, a predicted model, not a curated record